GGUAAGCCAUCCCUCCAGCCACAUCACUAAUCUAAACUUCACAUUCUAAAAAGCAGCUCUCUGACACUGAGUGUUCUAUUCCCCCCUCCCAUCCUUAACAUUAUUAACCAUCUUCUAGCUGUGUGUGUGUUUGUUUAAAAGAAGAGGUAGGUCGGUCCAUGUGCAGCUUGGUAUUGCACAGACUUGGAGAAACCAUCCAGUCUCAGCUCCCCCAGCACAGAUCUUAUUGUCUGACUUACUCCCAGUCUACAGCACUCAGAAAGGAGGGAGGGAAAUGUGAGUGAGGGAGCACACGGAAAGGAGGGAGGGAAAUGUGAGUGAGGGAGCACUCAGAAAGGAGGGAGGGAAAUGUGAGUUAUAGAUACUCAGACUCCUGUCAUUGGCAGCCAGCCACAUUCUACUAAAAAGUAGGGGUUUUGUUUCUACUACUGUGAAGACAAGGAACCUGUUGAAGGCUUUGUAAUUCCAGAUAUUUGCUGCCAGUGUCUCCACAACUCAGCCUUGCAUAUUGAACAUUUACAGACGGAUGAUAUUGGUUUUGUUUCUACUACAGUGAAGACAAGGAAGCUGUUGAAGGCUUUGUAAUUCCUGAUAUUUGCAGCCAGUGACUCCACAACAGGUCAGAAAAAUGGCUAAGUGUUUGGUGAUAGGAUGCAGUAGCAACCAAACAAAUACAGAUGUACACAUCUCAUUUCAUCGAUUUCCUAAAUCAGCUGAAAAAGUUCGAGCAUGGCUCCAAGCAACUGGUGAUCAAUUUAAUAAUAUUGAAAUGGUCAUCCAGCUAAUACUGCAGCGUUUUGAAUCUACUACUAUGAGAAUAUGUUCAGAACAUUUUACCCCUGACUGUUACUCAUUCAUAGGAUUAAAAUUUAGAAAACUACAUCCGGGAGCCAUCCCUACCAUAUUUAAAAAAAAUACGUUGAGGGAUAGAGUUUUAAACCUUCCAAAAGAAAUUUUAAAUUUAUCUGGAAACCGUUAUCUACGUGUCUAUACCAUCCAUCAGCAAAAUACUGAGAAACAUUGUUCUCGAACAACAACUGGAGAGGAUUCUCCUAUUGUUUUAGGCCAUAACUAUUCUUCGGAAAUAGGAUACACCAUUCCUACUAUUUCAAAUUUCACUAAUCAUGGAAUGAACACUGAAAAAAUGACGUUGGACAAAGCUGUUUCUAUUUGUAAAAUUGCAACUAGAUCUAUUGGCACACAGACAAAAUGUACAAAUAGGUCAGUAAGUGUUGCUACUUCUACAAUCGGUUUAUUGAAGUCUAAGGAUGUUGGAACUUGGACUGGACCACACGAAUAUUGUGAAGAAAUUAAUAAAUCUGAAAAUGAGAAGUCAUUGGAUACAGAAGUUAUAGAGCUUGAAACUAGUCAAUUAAAUGAUGAUGAAAUAAUGGAAUUUUCAGAAUCCUCACCUUAUCAGUCUCCCAAAAAAAGAACAACCAUUUUUAUGACACCAAGUUCACAAAGUUCAUUUUUUGAAUCACCAAUGCUACAGUCUACUAUAAGUUCUGGUAAUGACGCUGAGACCUCGGACCUUGCGGAAAAUCAAGGUUACGAAUCUUCAGCAGAAUAUUUUGUUAUUGAAAACAAAUUUAUAAUAUUUGAAUCAUGCCUUGAUGAGCUUCUAAAAUCUUUUGCAAAAUGUAAUAAUGAAGAAUAUUGUGAUUCCAAGAUAAUUAGAAUUGAAAAAAAAAUACAAGGCACUUUAUUAAUCAUAUAUACGGAAUGUGAACAGAAACAUACAUGCCUGUUAUGGAGGAGUCAACCAAUGAUUAACAAACGUUCAGUUGGAAAUUUAUUGGCCAGUGCCGCGUUAUUAUUUAGCGGGUCUCAUUUUGCUAAAGUUUCUGAAUUUUUUAAAAUGUUAAAAGUUCCUUUUAUUUCUGAAAGCUUACACUACCGAUUUCAGAAUACAUUUUUAUUUCCAAUCAUCAAUUUAUAUCAUAAGAAAGAUAGAGAUGCAACACUGGAUAAUUUCAAAGGAACUGCAGUGUGUCUAUCAGGUGACGCACAGUGUGACAGUCCUGGAUUUUGUGCAAAAUAUUGCACAUAUACUUUAAUUGAAGAAGAAACUCAAAAAAUUGUGGAAUGCAAUGUAAUACAAGUCAGUGAGGCAACAUCAUCUGUGACUAUGGAGUCAAAAGCUUUUAGAAGAAGUGUUGAUACAUUACUAGCCGACGGAGUGAAAAUUGGCAUACUUGCGACUGACCGCCAUAUUGGAAUAAGAAAAAUAAUGAGAGAAAAUUAUCCAUUUAUAAUUCACCAAUUUGAUGUGUGGCAUUUCUGCAAAAGCAUGACCAACAAAUUGAAUUCAUUAACACGGCAACAAAUGUACAAGGAGCUGUCACCCUGGAAAACGUCUAUUAUUAAUCAUAUGUGGGCGUCUUGCUCAUUAUGUAAGGGUAAUGUAAGCCUUCUGAAAGAAAGAUGGGAAUCUAUAUUACAUCAUAUAAUAAAUGAGCAUUCAUGGGAAAAUGAUGGAAGAGAAAUAAGCUGUGAUCAUUUACCCAUUUUAGAAACAGAAAGACCACGACGUUGGCUAAGAAAAGACACCUCUGUAUAUUCCAGAUUCAGCUCCUUUGUUACAGAUCCCAAAUUAUUAAAAGAUUUAGAUCACUUAAAUCACUUCUGCCAUACUGGUAACCUUGAGGAUUACCAUAGUAUGAUUUUAAAGUACCGACCAAAAAGAGUCCAUUUCUCGAUGGAUGGUAUGAUAGCACGCACCAAAUUGGCUGUAUUAGCUCAUAAUGCUAACGUUGACCGGAAACAAGCCAUAGUAUUUCGUUCACAUAAAGGGAGUGGUGAAGUAGGCUCCCUUAGAUAUAGGCCCGCAUGUCCCAAAAAAACUAAAAAUUGGCGUGCAAAUAAAAUUCAUGAACCAGUAUUUAUAGAUCAUUUGUUUCAAAUGAUGGCUGAUGUUUUGAAAUUAUCCAUGGAAGACUUAGAAACUUCAUGGGAAUCACAAAAUAAAUUGCUUCCAGCUAAUAUUGAUUCUAUACCAAGACCCCAAACCAAAGAAUUAGCGGCAAAACAUAUUUCUAGGUUUGAACCAAAGAUACAGUAUACAUAA
Messenger RNA from Pelobates fuscus (common spadefoot toad), 3070 nucleotides. RefSeq lists its product as uncharacterized. The transcript has 4 exons. NCBI's taxonomy places the organism in Eukaryota, Metazoa, Chordata, Amphibia, Anura, Pelobatidae. The record is from RefSeq and is a predicted model, not a curated record. The coding region runs from base 629 to 3070 and encodes 813 amino acids.